Balearica regulorum gibbericeps (East African grey crowned-crane) is the source of this 2538-nucleotide messenger RNA. NCBI's taxonomy places the organism in Eukaryota, Metazoa, Chordata, Aves, Gruiformes, Gruidae. The record is from RefSeq and is a predicted model, not a curated record.
UCCAGAAGUGGUUGGCUCUGAGAUGGUGUCAAACAGAAUGGAAAAAAGCUUGCAGUUAGCCUGAACCAGAGCAACGACAGCACCAAUAAAAGUGCUCCCAGGCAAAACAAACUCAAACCUGAAGUGACAACUGAAAUGGUGCGGUCCUCCAGUGUAAUGGUUUCAAACAAGGCUUCAAUCUUAUCAGAACCAAAGUUUGGCCUGAGAGAUACUAUUGUUAAAUCUCAGCUAGUGCAAAUGGAGGAUUCCUACACACACAUCCAGCACUUCAGGUUUUUUGUUGGGACAUAUAACGUGAACGGUCAGGCACCCAAAGAGAGCCUCCAGCCUUGGCUGAGAUGUGAUGCUGAGCCUCCGGACAUUUACUGCGUGGGUUUCCAGGAGCUUGAUCUGAGUAUGGAAGCCUUCUUAUUCAAUGACACACCAAAGGAAGAAGAAUGGUUUAAAGCUGUAACUGACAGUCUUCACCCAGAUGCCAAAUAUGCAAAGGUGAAAUUUGUGCGUCUCGUGGGAAUCAUGCUUCUGUUGUACGUGAAAGCAGACCUUGCUUUGAAUAUCUCCGAGGUGGAAAUUGAGACUGUGGGAACUGGAAUCAUGGGGAGGAUGGGUAACAAAGGUGGUGUUGCCAUAAGGUUUAAAUUCCACAACACUAGCGUGUGCAUUGUGAAUUCUCACCUUGCAGCUCACGUGGAGGAAUACGAGCGGAGGAACCAGGACUUCAAAGACAUCUGCUCUCGGAUGCAAUUCUGCCAGUCGGAUCCAAAUUUGCCCCCUCUCACUAUUGGCAAACACGAUGUGAUCUUAUGGUUGGGUGACCUCAACUAUCGGCUGGAGGAACUGGAUGUGGCAAAAGUGAAGCAGCUUGUAGAUGAGAAAGCAUUUCUAGAACUUUGCCAAUAUGACCAGCUAAAGAGGCAAAUGAAUGCAAAUGCAGUCUUUGAAGGCUUUACAGAGGGAGAGAUUUCUUUUCAGCCAACGUACAAAUAUGAUGCUGGUUGUGAUGACUGGGACACGAGUGAGAAAUGCCGUGUUCCAGCAUGGUGUGAUCGGAUACUCUGGAAAGGGCAGAACAUUACUCAGCUGAGCUAUCGCAGCCAUAUGGCUUUGAAGAUCAGUGAUCAUAAGCCAGUUAGUUCUGUGUUUGAUAUUGGGGUGAAGGUUGUGAAGCAGGACCUCUAUCGAAAAGCCUUUGAGGAAAUAGUGCGCUCCCUGGACAAGCUGGAGAAUGCCAACAUUCCCUCGGUGACCCUCUCCCGGAGAGAGUUCCAUUUUGAGGAUGUCAAAUACAUGCAGCUGCAGGUAGAGAAGUUUACAAUUCGCAACGGACAAGUGCCCUGCCAGUUCGAAUUUAUCAGCAAACCAGAUGAGGAAACCUACAGCAAGGAGUGGCUGACUGCUAAUCCCAGCAAGGGCUUUCUGCUGUCAGACGCUGAGAUCACAAUUGAGUUGGAGGUGUUUGUUAAUAAAUCAACAGCUACACACUUAAACUCUGGAGAGGAAAAACUUGAAGAUAUCUUGGUCUUGCAUCUUAGCAGGGGGAAGGAUUAUUUUCUAUCUGUAACAGGAAACUACUUGCCAAGUUGCUUUGGGUCUCCCAUUCAUAUGCUGUGUUACAUGAGGGAACCCAUCCAGGACAUGCCAGCAGAAUCCAUUCGGAAACUUACCCUGAUGCCACUAGAAAUGAGUGAUGAUGCUGUUCAAGGUGAAAAGCCUAUGGACAUUCCAAAAGAGCUGUGGAUGAUGGUGGAUCACUUGUACCGCAAUGCUUCCCAGCAGGAGGACUUGUUUCAGCAACCAGGCCUCAGAUCCGAAUUUGAGCAAAUCCGAGAUUGUUUGGACAAAGGAAUGCACGAUACCCUCCUUGGCAGCAACCACUCGGUAGCAGAAGCCCUGCUGCUCUUCCUGGAAAGUCUGCCAGAGCCUGUCAUCUGCUACAGGUUGUACAGCAGCUGUUUGGAGUGUGCCAGCAACUACCUGCUGAGCAGCCAGAUCAUCUCUAACCUGCCGAGGUGCCAUAAAAAUGUAUUUGAAUAUCUAAUGGCAUUUCUACGAGAACUACUGAAAAAUUCAGGGAAAAACCAUUUGGAUGUGAAUGUUCUUGCUAGUAUAUUUGGUGGCUUGUUACUUCGGCCUCCUCCUGGACAUCCUGCGCCCGAUAUAACUGAAAAGAGGAAAGCUCAGCAAUUUAUCCAUGAGUUUCUCUUGAGAGAAGACAAUUUGCCAUGAAUUUCAGAUGCAGCUAAUCUAAUUUUUAGAUAUCAAAUUACUGUAAAAAUAUUUUUUGUACAGUAUACUGGCUUUUUUUUAAAUAUCACAGUAUUUUAUACAAUCUACUGCUUUUGAAGGCACAGAUCAGGCACUUUUAAUCAGGUGUCACUGUUUAAGCUGUAAAGUAUAUAAAAUUUCUAAAUAAGCUGUAUGUAGACAAGCAAAAAUAUAAAAGCUGGUAUUUACACUGUAUUUUAUUUAACUUGUAUUAAACCUCAGAAUUUUUAAGUCCUUGUUAUUUAAAUAAAAAGAUCUUGGUGCAUUUUUCCA